This is a messenger RNA of Pangasianodon hypophthalmus (striped catfish), 2925 nucleotides long. RefSeq names its product doublesex and mab-3 related transcription factor 1 (gene dmrt1). The transcript has 5 exons. Lineage: Eukaryota; Metazoa; Chordata; Actinopteri; Siluriformes; Pangasiidae. The record is from RefSeq and is a predicted model, not a curated record. Gene Ontology annotation, cellular component: nucleus. Gene Ontology annotation, molecular function: RNA polymerase II cis-regulatory region sequence-specific DNA binding; DNA-binding transcription factor activity, RNA polymerase II-specific. Bases 1733 to 2518 code for a protein of 261 amino acids. Gene Ontology annotation, biological process: regulation of transcription by RNA polymerase II; sex differentiation.
UUUUUUUUUUAAAUUCCCACAUAGAUUGGACAUAUGAAAAAAAAAAAAAAACACUUUGUCACUCAUCACCAAGGGAAAACUAAAGAACUUACUAUAAACAAUAUAAAACAGACAGGUCAUUGUGGAUCUAGACUAGUCAAGUAAAUUAUAUAUAUAAAAAAAAUACAUAAACAGUUGAGAGAUCAUUAAGCUCAAUCAGCCAAGGUCAUUAGAACUAUAAUUGGGAUCAUGUGCUGUGGACAGAUAAGACCAAAAAUAAACUUUUUUAAGCCAGGUACACCAUGUGCACAUAAAAAUGGACUGCCUACAAGAAGAGUGCCCACGGUAAAAUAUGGAUUUGGAUCAGAUGCCUUGGAUUUGUAUAGUUUUAGCCCAAAAUCGGGUUGUCUCUGCCUGGAGGUUAAGACUUGGCCAUAGAUAAUAACCACGAACAUUGAAAUCAACGCAGUCUCAGUCUCUUGAUUUAAACCCUCUUAAUCAUAUUCUGUCCACAUUUACACACCUGAGUUUCCACGCUUUGUGCCUGGUGUUUCUGGAUUAGGCUUCAGAUCCACCAAGACCCUGGUCAGGAUAAAGUGUUUAAUGAUGAUGCACAGUAUUCACAUUUUCUUAAGCUCACUUCAUGUGUAUUUCAUCAUUUUUGCUUAUUUUCCUUAAGGAUAACAACAUUUUUGGAGUAUAUCUGUGCACACGCCAAUCUGCUUACAUCAGCUGCACAUACGUCUGCUUCAAGUACUGCCACGUUUGUGCUUAUCUUCUAAACAUCAAGGAAACCAUCAUCCUGAAACACUUUAAAUAUGUUUAGAUCGAAAUAUACGUGAUGUGUUUAGUGCUUCUCAUGUUAAUUGGCUGGAUGCUGCUGUAUUGUUGUUAUUCCUGUGAGAAGUUAGUGGUUGUCUGCAUUGGUAGUGCAGUAAGAGUGGUGUAUAUUAGAAGAAAAAAAUGGCAACGAGCUCAAACUUACAUAAUGGUCAGGUUCUGCUGUUAGAUCCUAAAAACAAAAGAGUAAGAUUCUCACUCACCACUUUACAGUGACGCUCAUCGUCAUUAAUGAGAAACCCAAAGUAGAUAUAAUGGAGAGUUAAAGUUCCAGAAAGCAAUAGCUAGUGACCUGUGAUGGUACUCAUGGUGGUAUUAUAAUGAAAGUGGAAGUUUAGGAACAUUAUCUGUUUAAGCAGAGUGUACACAUGAGGAGGUGAGAUGAGGAGCUGGACAGACUUAAGGACUAAAGCGCUGCUGCAUCACUUUCUUUAGGUAGAGAUGAAGCAAGAGCUAAAUCCCACUGACACCACUCUAAGAAGGCAGUGGGUAAUGCAGGAAACUGUUAACCAACGAGAAAAUAGACUGUCAGUGAAAGAAGUCCAUUCAGAAUUUAAUUUACAGAACAAAUCCUAGAUGCAGUUGAAGAUCACGUGUUCGUAAUGAAGCUGCAUAGCCUAUGCGUGUCGUUUAGGGUGAAUCUGCUAGAUGUUUGGCUUGACAGAGGUUUGAGGUACACUGCACUUGCCAUUAGAACCCUGUGGCACAUGAGCACUCCCAUUUUAUUAGAAUUAUUUUUUUAAUAAUGUGUCCACCAAUGAUAGUAGUGGGAAGGCCGCUCGGUGCUGCUCUCCCACGCGCGUGCUGGAAUGUUGAGGUGACUCGCGCCAAAGCGGAGCGGCACAACACGCGCGAGCCGGAGAAGCAGCUGCAGCACGAGCUCGAGCACGAGCACAUUUCUGCUCGUUAAGAGAUGAGCGACGACGAGCAAAGCAAGCAGCCGUUUCUGGACGGCUCCACACCUCUGUCCCCGGCUUUGGUGGGCAAAAAACAGCCUCGCAUGCCGAAAUGCUCCCGCUGCAGGAACCACGGCUUCGUCUCGCCUCUGAAGGGCCACAAGCGCUUCUGUAACUGGCGGGACUGUCAGUGCCAGAAAUGCAAACUGAUAGCGGAGCGCCAGCGCGUCAUGGCGGCUCAGGUGGCUCUGCGGCGUCAGCAGGCUCAGGAGGAGGAGAUGGGCAUCUGCACUCCAGUGAACCUCUCUGGUCCGGACAUUGUGGUGAAGAAUGAGCCCGGAAGUGAUUAUGGCUUUGCAGUGGGAGCGAGAUCACCUUCCUCCACCAGCACUGGAUCUGCUUCUUCUCCUGCUGCCUCUGGGAGCCGCUCUUCGUUGUCGCCGAGCCCCACGGCAGCCAGCAGGGGACACACUGAGGGCUCUGCUGACCUGGUGGUGGAUGCCUCCUACUACAACUUUUAUCAGCCUUCCCGCUAUCCAGCGUACUACAGCAAUCUCUACAAUUAUCAGCAGUACCAGCAGAUGCCCAGUGGAGAUAGCCGCCUGUCCAGCCACAACAUGUCCCAGCAGUACCGUAUGCACUCCUACUACUCUGCAGCCUCCUACCUAAGUCAGGGCCUGGGCACAGCUGCCUGCAUGCCCCCUAUUUUCACCCUGGAGGACAACAACAUCUGCCCCGAGCCCAAAACUGCAGACCCAAUGUUCCCCCAUCUCCUGAAAGCCUUUACCUGUUCUGGUUCUUGAUGAAUUUUACAAGCUGCUUACCCAUGAGGGUGCCUGUCCCCCUGCACUCUCACUCCAGGGUGUCCUACGCUCCACUACAGCACAAAAGCGCUCCAGUCUGGGUGGUCUCAAAACACUGAUACUAACUACCCAGUUACUGGAGUGAUAGCAGGCUGAUGGCUUUUGCCUGUGACUAGCAUUAAACACAUAAUAUGAGACCUGCUUGCACCAGUUUGAUGUAUAAAAUACCCCAGUGCUGAAACAAAGUGAUGUAUAAAUGAUUAAAUGCUUUUGGAUUACUGUUUCAGACUAUAUAGAUUAGUGUUUAGUUGAAAUUUGUUCAUUCCAGAUUUUCUGUUUAUGUAUGUAUGAGCUCAUUUACGCAUGCAGUUCAAUUAAAUUUUAUUUGUAUAGUGCUUUUAACAAUU